Messenger RNA from Pseudopipra pipra, 5325 nucleotides. It is a transcript of the gene PDE3B, whose product is annotated as phosphodiesterase 3B. NCBI's taxonomy places the organism in Eukaryota, Metazoa, Chordata, Aves, Passeriformes, Pipridae. Gene Ontology annotation, cellular component: membrane. Gene Ontology annotation, molecular function: protein kinase B binding; calmodulin-activated 3',5'-cyclic-GMP phosphodiesterase activity. The record is from RefSeq and is a predicted model, not a curated record. The transcript is spliced from 16 exons. Gene Ontology annotation, biological process: signal transduction. The coding region runs from base 254 to 3568 and encodes 1104 amino acids.
UCCCCGCCGCCGGAUCCGCUGGGGGAACGCGGACGGGCGAGCGAGACUUUUACCUUUUCUCUCUAUUUUUCUUUUUUUUUUUUUUCCCCCGUCCUCACCCACCAUGCUGCGGACGCCGCUGCCCGCGGGGGACGAGCGGCGGCUCAGCCCGGCGCCCUCCUCCUGAGAAGGGAUGCGGGAGGCGCGGCCGGGACACAGCUAGCGCGACCCGCGCCUCUCCCUCGACCUCCCCCCUCCCGCGUCCCCGACCACCAUGAGGGAAGAGAGAGAAGCUGCCGCGGCGGCCGCCUCCCCCCACGGCCCCGGCAGAGCCCCGCAGCCCUGCCCGCAGCCGGACGGCGGCGGGGCGGCCCCCGCGGAGAGCCUGCGGAACGGAUACGUGAAGAGCUGCGCGACCCCCCUGCGCCAGGACCCCCCGAAGAGCCUCCUCUCCCUACUGCUCUUCCCUACCGCCUCCUCCUCCCGGGCUCGGCUCGCCCUGGGCGUCCUGGCCGCCUCUGUCCUCUCGCUCCUGGCCUUUCCCGGCCAGGGCAGCGUCCGGGAGCGGCAGGACGGGAGCGGCUGGCAGAGCCCGCGGCCGCUGCACGCCUUGCUGUGCCUGUCCCGCUGCCUCAGCCCCCUCUUCAGCAUCGCCUGUGCCUUCUUCUUCCUCACCUGCUACCUGGCCGGCGGCCGGCGCGGGGAGCUCGGCGGCGGCACUCCCCGCUGGUGGCUGCUGGCGCUGCCCGUGUGCUGCUACUCGGGGGACUUCGUGGCGCUGCAGUGGCUGCUGCCCGAGGAGGGGCACGAAGAGGAACCGCAGAUGUUCCUAGGAAGGCUCCUGACAGUGCUGGGCUCGGUGACAGCGCUGACCCUGCUGCAGAGCUCUCUGAGGUUGCGCUGGAGCCUCCUCGUCUUGGUCUUCUCCAGCCUGGUGUGGCUGGUGCCGCUCGCCAGCUUCCCCUCGCUCCCCCCGGCCCUCAGACCGCUGCUGGCCGGCACGGCCGGGGUGGCAGGCUGCCUCCUGGCACUCUGUGGCGGGGAGCACGGCAUCUUCUCGGCUCACAGCCGAGGAGCGCACCACCAGCAUCAUCGCCACCCACGGCUCCCCAGCGUGGAGGAAAAAGUGCCUGUGAUCAGACCGAGGAGGAGAUCUAGCUGCGUGUCCUUAGGGGAAACUUCGGCCAGCUACUACGGCAGCUGCAAAAUGUUUAGGAGACCCUCGUUGCCUUGCAUUUCCAGAGAGCAGAUGAUACUUUGGGAUUGGGAUUUGAAGCAAUGGUACAAGCCCUAUUACCAGAAUGCUGGCAGUGGAAAUGGAGUUGAUCUUUCAGUGCUAAAUGAGGCUCGGAACAUGCUGACAGACCUCCUGGCUGAUCCAUCUCUUCCACCACAUGUGAUUUCUUCCCUUCGAAGCAUUAAUAGUCUGAUUGGUGCUUUCUCAGGCACAUGCAGGCCAAAGGCUAGUCCAUUCACACCAUUUCCUGGUUUCUUCCCCUGUCCUGAAAUAGAGGAUCCUGCUGAAAAAGAUCGAAAGCUGCUCAAGGGAUUAAAUAGCAGGAGUAGCCUGCCAACCCCACAGCUGAGACGAACUUCAGGAGUUUCUGGCGUGUCACCUAUAGAAUCAGCAUCUUCGAGGUGGGAACGAAGUAACAGCAAGAGAUCUCAUCAGGAAUAUAGCACAUCAAGCCAAGGAUCUCAUUCAAGUGGGUCUUUUGGUGCAAACUUGCUGACAAUACCAAAGCAAAGAUCAUCUUCUAUGACAUUGACUCAUUAUAUAGGUCCCAGACGAGCAGGUGCUUCGCCUGGUCUGAGUCCUGUGGGUUCACCCAGUCAUGGAUCUGUCUCCAGCGGGGCUUUCAGCAACUGGUCACCUGUAGAAUUUCCUGAUACUGCUGAUUUCCUUACAAAACCAAGCAUUAAUAUACAUAAGCCUCCAGGAUACACAUCUAGCUCCCCAGAUUUUCAGCAGCAAGUUAAAACACCUGUAGGUUAUAUGUGUAGCAGCUGUGGACGGCAGAUACUCAAGCCUGUUCCAACACCAGAACCAGAAUCUGCAGAACACAGAGACAGAAAAUCAGGUGAAAUUGGAAGUGCUAAUGUUUCAAAAGAAUCUUUCCACCAUACAGAGAAGAUAAAAGAUGAAAGGAAGGAAAUGAUCGAUCAAACACAAAAUAAUCUGCUUGUGGAGCAGAGUUAUACAUUAGAAACAAUGUUAUUAGACCAUGAUUCACUAAUGGAGAAGAUGAGCAACUGGAAUUUCCAAAUUUUUGACCUUGUAAAAGAAAUGGGAGAUCAGUCUGGAAGGAUCCUUAGCCAGGUAACUUAUACCUUGUUUCAAGACACUGGCUUGUUUGAAAUUUUCAAAAUUCCAUCUCAAGAAUUCAUGAAUUACUUCCGUGCACUAGAAAAUGGCUACAGAGAUAUUCCCUAUCACAACCGUAUACAUGCCACGGAUGUUCUCCAUGCAGUGUGGUAUCUGACAACACGGCCCAUUCCUGGAUUUCAGCAAAUUCACAAUGAGCAUAUAAUGGAAAAUGAAAUGGAGGAAGCCAGUGGUAUUGCCCCUGCUCAAGUCAGCUAUAUUUCUUCAAAAAGUUGUCCUAUUGCUGAUGACAGUUAUGGUUGUUUGGCAUCAAACAUUCCUGCUUUGGAAUUGAUGGCUUUAUAUGUAGCAGCUGCCAUGCACGAUUAUGAUCAUCCUGGUCGUACAAAUGCUUUUCUAGUGGCCACAAAUGCACCUCAGGCUGUUCUCUACAAUGACAGAUCAGUCUUAGAAAAUCACCACGCUGCUUCUGCCUGGAAUCUUUUCUUAUCACGACCAGAAUACAACUUUUUAUCAAAUCUUGAUCACGUAGAAUUCAAGCGUUUUCGCUUCUUAGUGAUUGAAGCAAUCCUUGCCACAGACCUCAAGAAGCAUUUUGAUUUCCUUGCAGAAUUUAAUGCCAAGGUCAAUGAUAUCAACAGUAAUGGUAUAGAAUGGAGCAAUGAAAACGAUCGACUACUGGCCUGUCAAAUAUGCAUCAAACUGGCAGAUAUUAAUGGCCCAGCCAAAAUUAGAGAGCUGCAUCUGAAGUGGACAGAAGGCAUUGUUAAUGAAUUUUAUGAACAGGGUGAUGAGGAAGCAAGUCUUGGAUUACCUAUAAGCCCCUUCAUGGAUCGUUCUUCUCCACAGCUUGCAAAGCUGCAAGAAUCUUUCAUCACUCACAUAGUUGGUCCCCUUUGUAACUCCUACAAUGCAGCAGGGUUGCUUCCAGGGCAGUGGGUUGAUGAAGAGGAGGAGGAUGCAGAAAGUACUGAAGAUGAUGAUGGUGCACAGUUAGAGAGUGAUGAUGAAGAAAUGGAAGAUGAUCUUAUUUUAAAAGUUCAAAGAAAAAAAGGUAGACGAAUAUUUUGCCAGCUAAUACACCAUCUCAGUGAAAAUCACAAAAUAUGGAAGAAAGUCAUUGAAGAGGAAGAAAAAAACAAAACCGAAGGAGCUAAACUGCUGACUGAAAUCUCAUCUUUACCUCAAGCAGACGAAAUUCAGGUUAUUGAGGAAGCUGAUGAAGAUGAUGAACGACAACUAGGAGAAGACAAGACGUGCUAAGAAAACUCCAGUGGUGUCCAGUAUGAUGACAGCCCACAUUUUUUUCCACUGUGCUGACUUUAGCCUGACACAGUUUGCAUAAAAUUGAAAGGCCUUAAUACUGUGAGAGGAUUCUUUUUACUCUAGUGGAAUCCCACUCCUAUGCACUUUCGCCACACAGAAAAUGAAACUUUAUUCAGAGAUUGAAUAUUGUAUACCCUGAUGCAAAGUUCUUUAUGCCUUAGUUGGUAUAAAAUAUCCUGAUAUAAUGCUGCCUUGCUGAAUAUGGAACUCUUCUUUUCCCUGAGGUACCUGCAGUUUUUAAAAACGUUCAGUGACUUCAAUUACCAAAGUGGCAAGAACUUUUCGCUAACCAGGAAACGCAGGAUGAAUCCUAAUAUUGUCUUGAGUUGCUUAUUUCAUGUUGUUUUUGAACAUGAAUGAGAAAAGGUCUGUGCCUAUAUGAAAACUAUGUUACUGUUGCAGUGCAAGCCUGUUGUGGGGUGUCUACUUAGUGCAGUAGUGUGCUUAAUGUAGUCAUCUCAGAGCAACUGUUCAAGGACUGUGACAUAAAUGCUGAAUUCUGAUAUUUGUGGUUUAAAAUAAGAAAAGAAGAUCCAGGUGCAUCUAUUUCUGAUGCUUUUUAUUAUUGUGCAUAAUCUGAUGUUUUAUUUUUGCAGAAAAUAUUCAGGUUUGCAGUGGAUGUUCAUGAUAAUUCAUUGAAUACAAGGCCAUUAUCAUCUGUUGCCUUGCUGUUUUGUGGUAGAACAUUAAAAAACCUGUUCCGCUACUUAAAUUAUGAAGGAAUUUUAUUCUUUUAGUCAGAAGUCAUGUUAUAUUUCCUGCCCUUACUCAGGUUCACGUUUAAAAACAAGUCAAGUACAUCAUAGAUUUUUAUCUUGCACCGAUUUCCAAUAUUAAAUUUUAAGGAAAUAAGAUCGUAUCUCAUUUAUUCUUUGUAUGUAAAGCUUUAGGAGAAUUAAUGAGGGUUUUAAAAAAAAAAAAAAAGACAUUAACUACUGUUUCAAAAUGGCUAUUUUAAUUUGCCCCACAUCUUUUCUUCCAUCACAGACACAGCUUAUAUCCCUUUCAAAUUUGAUGUACAUCCUGAAAUACACAUAUGGAAACCAGAAUGUGAAAAUUUUGUGUAAAGUUUUGAAAACAACACGGUACUGUUUUACAUUUUAGAUUGUUGAGUUUUAAAAUAGGAAACUUGGACAUUCCACACAAAUGUAUUAUUAGGAACACUACCAUUGUAGGUCUAAUUUGAAAACAAACAAACAAAAGAAGGCAUAAAUUUAGGCUAUAAGUAAGUAAGCAAGCCACAAAUAAACCUAGUUUUAAAAGUGCACCUUUUAGUACUAAACAUUUAUAUGCUGUGUAGUUGAAUUCAAUAAAAAUCAAAUGCACGUGUGUGCCAUUGCUAAAUGUAUCUUAGCAAUUUGUGUUUACAUUUACAUCAGUUGACUUGAAAAAAAAAGGUAACAUUUCUAAGAUAACCUUGAGUACAUUGUAUUACACUAUUUUACACAAAUUUUUAUUCUGCUCUUUGAUUGGCCAGUUUAAAUCAAUGAAAGGGGUUUUUUUCCAUUUUUCACUAAUAAGCUUUUUGUUGAUCCACUUAAAAGACCACUGAAACAUGCUUUGCUAUUUUAUAUCUUCAGUGCAAAAUCCCCCUUUACUGCCAUUAUUACUAUCACUGCAUUUUUUUUUUUUUGUAACAUGAGCAGUGUUAAAAACAGAUAUUUCUGUCAUUAAUAAAAUGUUGCACUAUUGAA